Raphanus sativus (radish) is the source of this 3531-nucleotide messenger RNA. RefSeq names its product clathrin interactor EPSIN 2. Lineage: Eukaryota; Viridiplantae; Streptophyta; Magnoliopsida; Brassicales; Brassicaceae. Gene Ontology annotation, cellular component: clathrin vesicle coat; endosome; plasma membrane. Gene Ontology annotation, molecular function: phospholipid binding; clathrin binding. The transcript has 14 exons. Gene Ontology annotation, biological process: endocytosis. Bases 301 to 3105 code for a protein of 934 amino acids. The record is from RefSeq and is a predicted model, not a curated record.
UUUUCUUCCCGAGAAUUCAGAGAGACAAUAAUAAUAAUCAGAAAGUGCUAAAAAGCUUUAAAAAAACGCAGGAAGGAGGAGGAGGAGGAAGAGACCAUCUCCACCUUCAAAAAUCAGAUAGAAAGAGAGAGAGAGAGAGGCCACAACGCUUUGAUUCUUUUCGUACGUUCCUCUUCUCCGUACCUCGCAGAUCCGCGAUCCGAUCCUUGUCUAAGUUUUACAUUUUCUUUUGACAUCAAAGGCUUCGUAGAGGGUGUUUAACGCAUUUGUUUGUUCCUGGAACGAACAUAUACGAAGAAGAUGAAGAAAGUCUUCGGUCAAACUGUCAGAGACCUCAAGAGAGAGGUCAACAAGAAAGUUCUUAAAGUCCCUGGAAUAGAACAGAAGGUUCUAGAUGCUACUAGCAAUGAGCCAUGGGGACCUCAUGGAUCACUUCUGGCUGAUCUUGCGCAAGCUUCAAGAAAUUACCAUGAAUACCAGCUGAUCAUGGGGGUCAUAUGGAAACGACUUAGCGACACUGGAAAGAACUGGAGGCACGUCUAUAAGGCUUUGACAGUUUUGGAGUACAUGGUAGGCCAUGGGUCAGAACGUGUUAUAGACGAGAUUAGAGAGCGUGCAUAUCAAAUCUCGACAUUGUCCGAUUUUCAGUAUAUUGAUUCUGGUGGUAGAGACCAAGGAAGCAAUGUUAGAAAGAAAUCACAGAGCCUGGUGGCGUUGGUUAAUGACAAAGAAAGAAUCGCUGAGGUCAGAGAGAAGGCUGCAGCUAACAGAGAUAAGUAUCGCAGCUCAGCACCAGGUGGGAUGUAUAAGCCUUCAGGAGGAUAUGGGGACAGAUAUGAUUACGGAUCCCGGGAUGACGAGCGAAGUAGUUAUGGGAGAGAAAGAGAAUAUGGUUACAGGGAUGAUGAUAGAAACAGUCGUGAUGGAGAUCGUUACUCUGAAGACCGGUAUGGGAGAGAUGGUAACAGGGAAGAUGAUUACAGGGGAAGGAGCAAAAGUGUUGAUAACUUCCCACAUAGUUCACGGGGUAGGAGUUCUGAUAGGGAACGGACGUUUGAGGAUGAUGGCCAUUCUUCAUCACGGGGUAGUAAUGCUCGAGCUGAUGACAAUUCUCAGGAUGGGAGAGGUUCGCUCCAGAGGAAGUUUUCUGAGCAAAAUAUUGGUGCUCCACCUAGUUAUGAAGAAGCUGUCAGUGAAUCACGGAGCCCUGUAUAUAGUGAAAGGGAUGGUGGGGAGACCCCACAAGCUGCUGCUCCAGCAGCUGCUUCUCCUCCUCCUCCACAAGCUGUUGCUCCAGGAGCUUCUUCUCCUCCUCCUCCACAAGUUGCUGCCCCAGGGGCUGCUUCUCCUCCUACUGGAAGCAACACAGACAAUAACUCUGCUGGUUUUGUUACUGAAUCUUCUCCGCAGAAAUUUGAGACUUUUGAUGAAUUUGAUCCACGCGGUGCAUUUACAGCUGCCCCUCCAGCAUAUGCAUCUGCAGACGGUGCUUCAGCUCCUCCGACAGUGGCUUCGACAACUGCUCCUCCCACCUCAAACAGUGUCGAGAUGGACUUACUUGACUCCCUCGCAGACGUAUUUUCAUCAAAUGCAUUGGCCAUUGUACCUGCUGAUUCUACAUCUGGAGAAACCAACGGACAAUCAAAUGCUCCAUCAUUUUCUACAUCGCAGCCAUCAACUCAGCCGUUUGAUGACCCAUUUGGUGAGUCUCCUUUCAAAGCCUUCACUUCUACGGACACCGACUCAAACCCGCAGCAAAGCUUUGGCGCUCCUUUCCAGCCAACACCACCAGCCUUCACCUCGGAGGCCUCACAUACUGAUACUACUGCUCAUAACUUUGGAUUUGAGGACUCAUUUACUGCUGCUAAUCCUGAACCUGCUGGUCAGAAUGUGCAAUCUCCAUCAAACUCCCCAGGUUUUCCUCAAGAACAGUUUGCCACAUCUCAUAGUGAUAUUGAUAUUCUUGCUGGCAUUCUCCCACCAUCUGGUCCUCCAACUUCACUUCCACAUCACUCGGGUGCCUCAGCUCCAACAUCUCAGUUUCCUCACAGUGGAAACAACAUGUAUGAGGGAUUUAAUCCUCAGCCGGUAAAUGCAGCUCCAAACAUGCCCGGACAAACUCCAUUUGGACAAGGUGUACAACCAUAUAACAUGGUUCCUCAUUCACAAAACAUGACUGGAGGCACACCGUAUCACAGUGGAGGCUUCAUGCACCAGCCUGGCUCAGCGAAUUACAACCCUGGAGUAGUAACUUCACACCCUACAAGCGAAAGCUUCCUUCCACGACCAGUUGCUGCCGCUUCAUCCAGCUCACAGACUCCUUAUUCUAACGCCAGUGGACCAGCCGGUCAGUUCAUGGCACACCAGGGUCAUGGAAUGCCACCUUCCCAUGUUCCACAAAGAACUCAAUCUGGGCCUGUUACUAUGCAAGGGAACAACAAUUUCAUGGGAGACAUGUUCUCCCAACCUGGGCGAACAAACUCCUUGUCGUCAUCGUCAUCUCAACCAGAUCUCACACCUUUCACAGGAGCGAUUGAGAUUGUUCCUCAGCCUCAGAAAAAGUUUGAGCCGAAAUCAUCAAUCUGGGCAGACACGUUGAGCAGGGGUCUUGUCAACUUUAACAUAUCUGGACCUAAAACAAAUCCAUUGGCAGACAUAGGAGUUGACUUUGAGGCGAUCAACAGGAGGGAGAAACGGCUUGAGAAACCUACAAACACACCAGCACCAACAUCGACUAUCAACAUGGGUAAAGCAAUGGGAUCAGGAACUGGCUUAGGGCGUGCAGGUGCAAAUGCUAUGAGACCUCCACCAAAUCCAAUGGUAGGCUCUGGCAUGCCCAUGGGCGGUGGGGGAAUGGGUGUUGGUGGGUAUGGGGGUAUGAACCAAAACCAACAACCCAUGGGUAUGGGUAUGGGAAUGGGACCAGGCAUGAACAUGAACAUGAACAUGGGAGGAGGAUAUGGCCAAGGCUAUCCAAUGCAACCACAAAACCCAGGGAUGGUCCCUGGUCAGAACAUGCCAGGCAACAACAACAACUAUAAUCCUAUGAUGGGUCAAGGCGGUUACAAUCCUCAACAACAACAAUAUGGUGGUGGAUACCGGUAAGAGACCAAAGCCAAAAAAUAACCACACUAGACACCGCUUGUAAUAUCAAGAACGGAACACACUCUAGUUCCGCCUUUGCCCUUUUAUAUUACCUUUUACAUGAGAUAUGUAAUAUCAGUGGACAAAAGUAGUUGGGUUUGGCCAGCCGCUUCACGGAAGUACUCAGCUUACAGUAUUCACCCGGUUCCUCGGAGUUUCUUUGCCUAUUGAUCUUCACCAUCAUUCUUUUUUCUCCUCUUUUUUUAUUAGUAUGGACCAAAACUGAGAGUGCUUUGUUGUUAUACUUGUACCGGUGAUCCCUCGUGUCUGCCCUUUUUGUUAUAUGCAUAUAAUUUUUUUUUUUAUUACAUUUGUUUUGGGUUUCAUGUAUUGAAUAUUUGUAUAACAUUUUCUAUGACGGAACAAAUAAAAUAUUUCUUUUCUCUC